AUGGCGGGUCUUCAGCGAUCCACCAUCUCCUUCCGCCGACAGGGGUCUUCUGGUAUAGUCUGGGACGAUCGUCUCAUCGCCGAGCUAAACCAACAAGCCAACGACCAGAAAGGCGAAACUCAACAGCAGGACGAACAGGCUAAGCUGAUUAUGUCGGAAGGCCACGAUCAGGCUGCCGGAGACGGAAUUAAGCCAAUCAAAACCGACGGAGGCAUCGAGAGGAGUCGAUCUAACGGCGGAGGAGGAGCUACCCGUUACCAUCGAAACACCGGAAGAGUGUCUCCGGCCGUGGAUCCGCCGUCGCCGAGAUUGUCGGCGUUUGGUUGUUGCUCUGCCUUCGGGAAGAAACCGCCGGUGAAGAAAUCGGUUAACCAGAGGAAAAGGCCAGCGAAGCGCAGAUCCAGGUAG
Molecule: messenger RNA, 408 nt
Organism: Microthlaspi erraticum
Lineage: Eukaryota; Viridiplantae; Streptophyta; Magnoliopsida; Brassicales; Brassicaceae
Source: the annotation of a GenBank genome assembly